AAAGGUGGACUCCUCAUUCUAAGCAUUAGUCUUUCAAACUCUCUGUUUUUAUUGUUUAUGGUUAACCUGAAAAUCAACUAAAUUUAAAUUCUGCCUAUGCACAUUUGCUGAAUUAAAAUGGCUAAAGGUAACAAAAAACGUAAGAAUAAUCGCCAUAAGAAAAACAAACCUAACCACAAGGCAAUCAAGCCGAACAGUGUAAAGAAUGUAGAUGAAAAUACAGAAGAUGACAAAGUUGAAGACACACCAGACGUGCAGAGUGAGGACUUGUCUAGAAAGAGGCAACUUAGUGACGAUGACUCCGACACAGAAACUGCCCCUAAGAGAAAGAAGAAGAAGAAGCAGCCUGUAGCCACUGAAUCAACGGACAAGAAGGGUAAAAAAUCUAUUAGGCAGAUGAAGCGGGAAAAAUAUUUAGAGAGACAGGCAGAAGCCGAAUCAGCUAACAAGGAACAGCUCAAGACACAGUGCCUCAGCUACAUCUCACAGUGGAAGCACGAUAAGGCCAACUGGAAGUUCAUGAAAGCCAAACAAGUGUGGCUCACCAAGAACAAGUUCUCAUCAAUCAUACCAGAUGAAUCCUGGCCACUACUUUUAGAGUAUUUAGAGUCAACUCAAGGAAAUGGCCGGAAUAUCCUCCUAGAAGAUGCUAAUAAGGUCAUUAAGCAGAUGGAUGAAUGGACAGAGAAGAACGGAGCCAACACUGAUGGCGCAGAAGAUGAUGAUGAGUCUACCAAACCAGAUGAAACCACUUACAAAAGAGCUAGAGAUUUAAUUCAAUGUUUACAGGAAUAAAUAAUUUCAUAAGCCAA
Molecule: messenger RNA, 812 nt
Organism: Plutella xylostella (diamondback moth)
Lineage: Eukaryota; Metazoa; Arthropoda; Insecta; Lepidoptera; Plutellidae
Source: RefSeq, a predicted model, not a curated record